Messenger RNA from Dufourea novaeangliae, 4355 nucleotides. Its product is annotated as UHRF1-binding protein 1. NCBI's taxonomy places the organism in Eukaryota, Metazoa, Arthropoda, Insecta, Hymenoptera, Halictidae. The coding region runs from base 126 to 4355 and encodes 1409 amino acids. The record is from RefSeq and is a predicted model, not a curated record. The transcript has 17 exons.
UGGCGUGUAUGAACGAAUUUAGUUCAUUCAAGUUCAUUGCAAUUCAUUGCUAAAUGUGGAAUGUCAAACUAACCAUGUCGGAGUGCAUGUUAGAUGUUAGAGAAACUAAUUGAAAUUAGUCAAAAAUGGUGUCAAUAAUAAAGAAACAAUUAUUGAAACAUCUGUCAAGGUUUACCAAGAAUCUUUCAGCUGAUAAAAUAAAUUUAAGUACAUUUAAAGGGGAGGGUGAACUAUCUAAUUUAGAACUUGAUGAAACAGUUUUAACGGAUUUGUUAGAGUUACCAUCGUGGCUCAGAUUAACAAAUGCAUGGUGCAAUAAGGUUUCAUUUCGUAUACAAUGGACCAAGCUGAGAAGUGUUCCUAUAUUUUUGAGUUUGGAUGAAGUACUUAUAGAAAUAGAAACAUGCGAGGACUUAAGAGAUUUAUCUGCCUCGCAAGGAUUGUCUUCGUACACAGGUCCUACAAAAUAUUCUUUCAUACAUAAAGUAAUCGAUGGAAUAACAGUAGCUGUUAAUACUGUAUCAGUUACGUUUAAAAGUCCUGCAUUUAUUGCUUCAGUUCAGAUGAAUCGUAUUAUUGUGGAAUCAAAGUCUGCACAAUGGCAACGUUGUGAUUUGAGAACUACUAGGUUAAAAGAUCCUGAUCGUGGACAGUUACUUAUUUUUAAAGAACUCGAAUGGCAGACAGUUAGAAUAGAAGCACAAAGUACUAAAGAUAAGAAUCUUACACCACUGCGUUUACUUACAAAUCAAGCAAGAUGUCGAAUUACUAUCAAGAAAAGAAUAUCAGAUUGCUUUAUUAUGGGAUCUAGACUAAUUCUUAUAUUAGAUGACCUUCUAUGGGUUUUAACAGAUUCACAAUUGAAAGCGGCACUUCAUUUUAUUGACUCCUUAGGAGGUCUAAUAGAGAAAGCUACAAUUUUAGAACGUAAAACAAAAGCUGCUAGAAAAUUAGAGGUACUGCCAGAAUAUCAAGCACAGAUAUCACAGCAAACCAGAACGAAAAAUCAAUACACUUCCGCUAUUUCAAAAAUAUUUACCAGAUAUGAUGUUGUGGAAACAUCGUACCAUUUUCUAUGUCAAAGAAUUGAUUUGCAUUUAUGUGACGAUGCCGGUAAUGGAAGAUCCUCCUAUCCUGAUUUGAAAGAUGGCGGUGCACUACAAAUUUCAUUAGUUAAAUUUCAAAUUGAUUAUUAUCCAUAUCAUUUGGCAAUGGCUGAUAGAAAACAUUGGGCUAGCUACAAGGAGAAUGCCACCCCACACAGUCAGUGGUUACAACAAUCGUUAAGUUCAUUUCGAAGUCAGUUUAUGGAUCUCAUUGAUUCAGGUAGAACACAGCACAUUCCUCUAACAAGAAGUCAAGGAAAUGUUACAGUUAAUAAUACAAAAGGCUCUGGAGAAAAUUUGGAAAAACAUAACGACGCUCAAAAUGUAAAUGUAUCUUCUCAUGAACAAAAAAAAUCACAGCACCCGAGUGGUAAUCCAGUAAAAAAUUAUAUUCUAGAACAGCUUGCCAAAUUAAUGACAACAUGUAUUAUAAUAAGAAUUGAUGACUUUACAUUGUAUAAAGUAACAACCACAUCUCGGAAUCCUAUACCAAAAGAAUUUGUUACAGGCGAAAGGGAUAGGUUUUGUCUCCCAGAGGAUGUGACAAUUCUUCAUGCUGAAUUUACAUACUAUUACUAUCCUGGAGAUAUUACAUUUCCAUUGCCACCACCAAAGUUUUAUGUACAACUGAAUCCUAUUCAAGUAAACUUUGAUGUUUGUUCCUGUUUAUGGUUUAAUUCUUUUGCAUUGAACUUACAUCACUCUCUAAUGAGUAAAGAUAAACACACCACACAUACUUCCACUAACUUAAUGUACUUUGAUGUAAAAAUCGAAGCUAUACUUCCAAGAAUAGUAUUUGAAAGUCAACAAGAUUAUCCAAGUCAGAAGGAUCGUCCAAAGUCUUUGCACAUGCAGACUUCAAGGGCAUCAAUAACAAAUGUCCGGUCAACUGAAAGAUCUUCGAGAGCAGAUUUAGCUCAAUGUUUGAAUGCUUUCCAAAUGGGUCAGAUGUUUUUUAGUAGUGAAUUUCCAAAUAAAAUGGACGAUUUUCAUGUUAUAACAGACAAAUUUUUAGCACAUUGUGCAUCCACUGAUAAUAUUCGCUAUCCACCAGCUAACUUUAGUAGCAAUUCUGUAAAUGAAUUGAUUCGGCAAUUGCAUCGAGAACUUUUAUGGACAGAAGCUAAAGAUGUAUGGUGCUGUAAUUUAGAACCUGUUUGGGGAGAUUUCUUUGGUGCUCGUGCAGUAGGACAAAAUCGUCCCGUACCAUUUCUUGAUGCAUUCCCCCUAACACUAUGGUGUUACAUGUCAAUGAAUCCAGCAAAUUCGGAAAAAUCUUCAACCGCUGACAUUCAUGGUCUUGCAUAUAUAAGCAAUUUAGUUAGCAUACAAAUAAAUCAUUAUCAAUAUUUGUUUUUAUUAAGAUUAUCCGAAGUUUUAUCAGAGAUGACAACGUAUCUAACUAUUGAUUCGAAUAAAAUAUUAAAAGUUGAUUUCGGCAGUUCACUUGUUAUCGGUGCACUAAUACCACAAGUGGAAGUAACUUUUGUCAUGCCAUCUCAUACACCUGGUAAAGAAAAUUCUGGAGGAGAUGUGGAAUCCGUUGUGCCAGAUUCGUCUAGUAUAGCAGAUGAUAUUGUAAGUUCGUCUACUCCAUGGCAAAAUAACACAGAACGGGUUGACUUCAGCAGUAAAAAAAUUAAUAUAAGCAAUGACAUACCUACACCACAAAGUGAUGCAUCCUCAAUGAUGUCUAUGGAUUUUAUACAUUCCAUUAACCAGACUCCAACUGUUGUCACAUUUAAACAGAAUGGUCCAACUAAACACGAUCAACAAAUGUUAACAAAUACAACACAUGAAAAACAAUGUGUUGGUAUAGAAGAAGAGAAAGCAUUGCCUACUAUGCGACCCAUAACCAUAUCUACGAUCAAACAUAGUAAAGGAGAUGCAUCUUUGAAUGCACCAUUUAUUCCAAAUAAUUUUAAUGUUGGCUUUACUUCUAUGAAGAAAGGACUGAGUAAUUUGAUGACAUCAAUUGAUUCAGCUUUAAAAGCUUCUCCAGAGGAUGGUAGCAGUGACACAGUAUCUAUAAGAAGUGAUGUUAGUUCUGAUAGUGAGAACUAUGUAUUAAUUAGUCUUCAAGAUCAAGAAAAAUUAGAUGCAAUGUUCUGCGUUGAUAAUACAAUAAAUAUAACACCGGUAGAAGAAGCUAGCGAAGUUGUUGAAGAAACUCCUGAUACACAAAGCGAAAAAUCCUUAGAUAGUGUGUGCAAACGUAAAGAUAUUGUAUCCAUGACAACAUUUAAAUUGUCUAAAGUUGAAUUCAUUCAACAGUCUUGUGGGUAUACAUCUUCAAUCAAAGUUCAAGUGUCAAAUGUCGGUAAUGAUGAAUGUUCGUCUAUUCCAUGGGAUGAAUUUCAGGUCAAAAGGAAGACAAAAUUUAGUGCACGAUCUAGAGGUUGGGUUGAAUUGUCUUCAGAUUCGAACUGCAGAUCAUGUAUCAAACUUCGUUUGGAUCAUGAUUUAAAGUGCAAAUCAGAUGCUUACAAAUUGUCUCGAGCAAGCCAAACUCCAUAUAGCAAGAAUACACAUUCAUUUAAAAAUGAAAGUAACAGUACUAAAGAAGAAGUUGAUAUUGGAAUCAUUGAUAUACACAAUAGGCAAAGUGUUUUGGACUUAUUUGAAGACAAAUUAGAUGUUAAAGGUAACGAUAUAUCAAUGGCCUUGUCAAUGAGUUCAAUAACCGGACUUGCAGACUUAAUUGAAGAUGAAAUUAUACCUAAGCCAAUACCAAUGCAGGUAUACCUAGAAAGCAUAUCACUGCGUUUAAAUGAAGAUCGUCCUCCAAAUAAUAUAACUUCGCCUGGACCGGUUCCUAUAGAUUUAAAUAUUUCAAAGCUUAGAAUAGUACGUGAUACAAAUGGCGUCUUUCAUAUUGAACCAAUCGUACACACAUUGAAUACAAAUGAUUUUACCACAACAUUAUUAAACAAUGAUAAUCAAACAGAUGAAAAUAUAGAUCAUGAAAUCGAACUGAACAUUUUGAGAAAGUCCAGCAAACAAUUGAAAUCUGAUAAUGAGGAACUUCGUCGACGUCUUGAUACUUUGGAAAAAUUAUCAGAGGAAAAUUCAAAACUAAUGCACAUAAAGGAGGAAUUUGAUACAGUAAAGUCUCAUUUGAAUGCAGCGCAAGAAGAUAUACAAAUGCUUCUACGAGAGAAGAAAGCCUUGCAAGAAACAAUAACAGAGCUACAAAAUCAAAUAAUUGGAACUGGUGGUACCCGAACAUCUUGGUCAACUAAAAGAUAG